Vespula pensylvanica (western yellowjacket) is the source of this 1793-nucleotide messenger RNA. Its product is annotated as palmitoyltransferase ZDHHC16. The record is from RefSeq and is a predicted model, not a curated record. Bases 338 to 1435 code for a protein of 365 amino acids. Gene Ontology annotation, biological process: protein palmitoylation. Gene Ontology annotation, molecular function: palmitoyltransferase activity. Gene Ontology annotation, cellular component: Golgi apparatus. Lineage: Eukaryota; Metazoa; Arthropoda; Insecta; Hymenoptera; Vespidae. The transcript is spliced from 6 exons.
AGAAUCAUAGGCAAUUUGCUGAUCGUGAUUAGAACUUCCAACAGUAUAACUGAAAAUUUGUUAUUUCUUCAAUAUACUUCAAUUUUAUUGAAGUAUUUUAAUCUUUAAAUAUUAAAAUUCCAAAAGAUUUGUAAAAACUCAUAUUAGUAAUUAUAUAUAUAUAUAUACUAUAUUACGGUUGAAAAAACUUUGAUGUACAUAUAAAAAAAAAAAUGUUAGCAAAAUGGAGUUUAUGUAUUAUAGAUUUAUCCAUAUUGAAAUGAAAAUUUAAAUAAUGUUUAGUAGUAAUGUUAUAUUUUAUUAUCAAGUCUUAAUUACUACAAACUAGUAUUCGAAAAUGGUUAGAAUUCAGUGGUCUUUGAGACAAGCACCAAGGCAUAUUAGGCUCAGUAUUAAGAAAAAAUGGUGUCGUUUACAAAUCACAUGUAAAUCUUUAUUUUAUAAUGACUUUUUGGAUUGGAGCUAUAUGUGUGAUAUACUUAUGGAACCAAUAUUUUGGUUCGUAGAAAAUUUUACUGCCCUUUUAGGACCAGUAUGUGUAGUAAUGGUAGCUUUAUUAAAAGUAUGCAUCGUUUGUAUCGCAUAUUGGAUUGGCUUACCUUACUGGUGGGAAAAGAGUCCAUUUAUGACAAUAUUUUUAUUACUAAUUGGAAAUUGGCUUCUUAUAAACGUAUGUUUCCAUUACUACAUGGGUGUAAAUGUAGCAGCAGGUUACCCACCACAAGGUGGUCUUAUUCCAGAGGCUGUGAGCAUUUGUAAAAAAUGCAUUAAACCAAAACCUCCUAGAACGCAUCAUUGUUCUAUUUGUAACAAGUGUGUGCUUAAAAUGGAUCAUCAUUGUCCAUGGCUAAAUAACUGUGUUGGUCACUACAAUCACAGACAUUUUUUUCAAUAUAUGGCUUUUACUGUUGUGGGAAUUUUAUUCAUUAUGAUCUUUGGAAUAGAAAUAGCAUAUCAAGAGUUUUUUCCAGCACACGAAGCUGAGCUAGACGGUCAUCCAGUUCGCAUUAACAAUUCUGAGAUUAUUCCUGUGGCAGAAUCAUUAGAUCAUUUAUCUAAAGAAGAAAUAGCUGAAAUUGCAAAACAAGCUGCUGAAAACAAAGAAAAAGAAUGGAGACGCAGACUUAUAGUUUUUGCAGCAUUAAUUUGUGUAGCUACAUUUACAGCACUUGGGGCACUGACUUGGUGGCAUGCAGGUCUUAUUACAAGAGGAGAAACUAGUAUUGAAGCACGCAUUAAUAGUACUGAAACAGAAAAAUAUAAAGCACUUGGAAAAUCAUAUCAAAAUCCUUAUAAUUUUGGACCAAGGGAAAACUGGAAAUUGUUUUUAGGCAUAGUUGAUAGAAGUUGGUGGUAUGUUCUUUUUCCUUCAACUCAUGACCCAUAUGGAAAUGGUCUUACUUGGAGAACAAUCCACGACAUUAAAAUAUCUUGAGUUUGAAACUGAAACGAUUAUAAGAGAAAGUUACAAUUAUCUUUUAAAUAUUUCUCCUGUGUGUAUCAUACGAUUCUUAUUCUUAUGACAUUCUAGUCAAAUUGAUAUGCAUGAUUAUAGAGCAAAUUAAUAUUAUGCAUUUAAAUAUACAAAAUAUUCAACAGCUGUUAUACAAUCAACAUCUUUUUUUUUAUAUAUACUUCCUAAACUAGUACUUCGUAAUUAUAUUUAAUUUUACAAUAAAAACAUGCUCUUCUCCAAUAUAAAAGAAUAAUACUAUUAAGAAAAUAAUAGACAAAGAUAAUGUAAUUCAUCUACAAUUUAAUAGUUAUUUGAAUAAAUUAAAUUUUUUACCUUU